Molecule: messenger RNA, 1374 nt
Organism: Pyrus x bretschneideri (Chinese white pear)
Lineage: Eukaryota; Viridiplantae; Streptophyta; Magnoliopsida; Rosales; Rosaceae
Product: protein phosphatase 2C 51-like
Exons: 3
Coding region: 19-1092 (357 amino acids)
Biological process (GO): protein dephosphorylation
Cellular component (GO): nucleus; cytosol
Molecular function (GO): cation binding; protein serine/threonine phosphatase activity
Source: RefSeq, a predicted model, not a curated record
CACCUUCAGGUUGGGGGAAUGAAUGGAAAGAUGAGACGACAGAGCUUCGUCAUCGAAACCAAGAAUGCCCGGCGACAGCGACUCAGAGUCCGACGACUGAAAUACACGUGUCAGGCGAAGAAGAUCCAGGUGCAGAUCACCGGCGGCAGCGGCCAGAAACAUGCUUCCGAAGAUUGCAAGACAUUGGAGUUGAAGGAACGAGAGAAAGAUGUUGGGAGUUCAAUGGAGAUAUUGUCGGUGUCAUUUUCAGCAUCGAAAAAUGACGUCGUGUUGUCUAGUGGAUCCGUGACCGGAUCAGAUGAAGGCGGAGAGAAAAGGAGUGGUGAGGGUUCGGAAGAGAGGGGAGGGUGUGGCAUCGUCUCGGUGAAGGGGAUGAGGAAGGAGAUGGAAGAUGCAGUGACAGCGGAGGUAGGGUUUGGGAAGUUUGACUUUUACGGGGUGUAUGACGGGCACGGUGGGCCUGACGUGGCCGGGGCUUGUAGGGAGAGGAUGCAUGAGGUGGUGGCGGAGGCGGUGGAAAAGGAAGGGACUAAAGGUGAUGCGAUUGAUUGGGAGACGGUGAUGGAGGGGUGUUUUGAGAAAAUGGAUGGGGAGGUGAGUGAUAUUGCAGCGGCAAGGACAGUUGGGGCGACAGCGGUGGUGGCGUUGGUGACGGAGGAGCAGGUGGUGGUGGCCAAUUGUGGCGAUUCUAGGGCUGUUUUGUCGAGAGGUGGUGUUGCCUUGGCCUUGUCCAAUGACCAUAAGCCGGACAGAGUGGAUGAGUUGAAGAGAAUUGAAGCUGCAGGUGGGAGAGUCAUCAACUGGAACGGAAGCCGUGUACUUGGGGUGCUUGCCACUUCUAGAUCAAUAGGUGACCAUUACCUGAGGCCGUAUGUGAUAUCAAAACCAGAGGUGACGGUGACCAGGCGAACCGACCAGGAUGAAUUCCUCAUCCUUGCCAGUGACGGGCUGUGGGAUGUUAUAUCAAACGACGUAGCAUGUCAGGUUGUGAACAAGUGUCUUCGUGGCCGAAUGAGGAGAGUAUCCAUUCACGACGAACAUCGUGUUCUCCUAAAUGUCGGAAGUCGCACAUCUGAGGCAGCAGCAGUCUAGCUGACCUAGCUAUGGCUCGGGGAAGCAGAGAUAACAUUAGCGUGAUUGUGGUCGACCUCACAAAACCCAGUUAACUGUAGCGAGUUAAUUGUCGUAUAUCUUGGUCAUUCUUGGCUAUUUCAUUACUCCAAUAUUAAUCUUGGUCAUAACUCCAAUAUUAAUUCGAUAUAAUCUUAGAAUGUGUGCUGUUUCAAUUAAUGGGAUACUAAGAAAGUGUAAAUAAACCCUUUGGUAGAUCCUGGAAUAUAAAAAAAGGGGGCAAUUUGCCUAAUGUUGGUAGAA